This is a messenger RNA of Dromiciops gliroides (monito del monte), 2117 nucleotides long. It is a transcript of the gene HOMER3, whose product is annotated as homer scaffold protein 3. Gene Ontology annotation, biological process: G protein-coupled glutamate receptor signaling pathway; regulation of store-operated calcium entry. Gene Ontology annotation, cellular component: postsynaptic density; plasma membrane; dendrite. The record is from RefSeq and is a predicted model, not a curated record. Lineage: Eukaryota; Metazoa; Chordata; Mammalia; Microbiotheria; Microbiotheriidae. Gene Ontology annotation, molecular function: G protein-coupled glutamate receptor binding. Bases 240 to 1316 code for a protein of 358 amino acids. The transcript has 10 exons.
AGGGCGCGGCGCUGAGGCCGCCCGCCGGGGGCGCAGCGCGCACGGAGCCCCGGCCCGAAGUUGGAGCGACGCGAAGCGGGGGAGCGCACGGGAGCCCGGCCGGCGGCAGCUCCGGGCAACACAGGCGGAGCCCGCGCACGGUCAGGGGCAGCCAGCCGGGACUGAACCCUAGGGCCCAGCAGUCGGCUCUCAGCUGCCCCCGGGCGCCUUCACUCGGCUCCUCUGCCUCAGCCUGACCAAUGUCCACGAGGGAGCAGCCUCUCUUCAGCACUCGGGCCCAUGUCUUCCAAAUUGACCCAGCGACCAAACGGAAUUGGAUCCCUGCGGGCAAACAUGCCCUUACUGUCUCCUACUUUUAUGAUGCCACCCGGAAUGUGUACCGAAUCAUCAGUGUGGGCGGGACCAAGGCCAUCAUUAACAGCACCGUCACCCCCAACAUGACCUUUACCAAGACAUCACAGAAGUUUGGGCAGUGGGCAGACAGUCGAGCCAACACGGUCUAUGGGCUGGGCUUUGCUUCUGAGCAGCAUCUGUCUCAGUUUGCAGAGAAGUUCCAGGAGGUGAAGGAGGCCGCCCGGCUGGCCCGGGAGAAGUCUCAGGAUGGUGGGGAGCUCACCACCCCAGCCCUUGGCCUUUCUUCCCACCAGGUGCCCCCAAGCCCCCUGAUUGGCACCAAUGGCCCUGGGGAUGAGAAGCUGUUCCGAAGUCAGAGUGCCGAUGGCCCGGGCCCCACCGAGCGGGAGCGGCUCAAAAAGAUGCUGUCAGAGGGCUCCGUGGGUGAGGUGCAGUGGGAAGCAGAGUUCUUCACCCUUCAGGACAAUAACAACAAGCUGGUGGCCGCCCUCCGUGAGGCCAAUACCAAUGUGGAACGAUGGAAGGAGCAGCUGGAGGCUUAUCAGGAGGAGACAGAGCGGCUUCGACUGCGGGUGGCUGAGCUAGAGGCCCAGGGGCCCUCGGAGACCCCUGGGGAGAGCGGGAAGGACGGGCUGAGCCAGAGGCUGGAGGAGUUGGAGGUGCUGAUUAAGACCAAGGAUGAGGAGAUCCAGAUAUUGAAGAGCCAGAAGGGCAGCCACCGGGAAGCAGAGAGCGAACGGGAGCGGGAGGAGGCCCUGCAGAAACUCCAGGAGCUAGAGAGCCGGUACACGGAGAUGGAGCGGCAGCUCCAAGGCACCCAGCGCAGCCUGGAGGAGGCUCGAGGAGAACGGGAGCGUGCCCGGGCCGAGGUGCUCAGGGCUACUGAGCUCUUGGAUGUCAAGAUCUGUGAGCUGAGCGAGCUGCGCCAGGGCCUGGCCCGGCUGGCUGAUGGUGCCCCAUGACGGGUGUUCAUGGGAUGGGGCGGCUGGGCCAAGGGUGGGAGGGCCUGGAUGCUUUCCUUAGCCUUCAAACCUGGCCAAGAUGGGGUCUGUGGUGGCUAAUGGGGCAUGGCUUUUGUAGGGGGUGGGACAUUUGCAAUUUUUUUCCAGUAGUUUUCUAUUUAAAGCAAUCCUUCCCUCAGCCCCCUCCAACUCCUGGUGGGAUACUGGAUUCAGGGAGCUCCAGCCCCAUCCAGCCAGGCCUGACUGCCUUUAGGCAUCUGAGUCACGGGAGGAGGAGGAGGAGGAGGAAAGACUUCCCAGGCCGGAAGCUGGGCUCUGACUCAGGCCCUCAGGCUGGGGCAUGUCCAGAUGGGCUGUGGUUGGGGGGGGGGGGGAGGAGGAGGAGGUAACCUUGAACUCCUUAGAGCUUUGGCCCCUCCCAGGAAGAGAGGCAGGAACCCAGUUCACCCCACAUCUUCCUCCAGUUCUGACUGCCCUAGAAAUGGCCAUUCCCCUAAAGCUGGCAUGAAGGGGAUGCCCCGGGCUGGAUAUUAAAUGUCCCCAGUGAGGGGCAGGUCCCUAAUUCUAGCUCCUCUCCCCAUUAGUUAGGGUGGUCUGAGGGACCCAGGCAGUACUGCUGCUGGGAGGAGCAGCUGGCUUCCUCUUCUAGUCCACAUGGAAGGGGAAGGGGUGGGCACGGGGAGGGGAGAUGCCAGGGAAGACAGUUGUGGUGGGGGAGGGUUCAUUUGUGAGACUUCGAAUUUGUAGUUUUUUUAGUAUCUGGGCAAUGACUGUCCAGGGAAAUUAAAUUUCUAAACUUCC